AUGGUUACUUGCGACCAAUACCAGAAUCACCUUCAGGAGACAGGCAAGCAGACUCCUAGCUUCCACGCCAGGGCUAAAUUGGAUAGGGAGACGAGGAAUAGAGCUGCUACAGUGUCUAUUGCCUCCCUGUUCAAUAGUCCACGUAAGCAAAACCGUGAACAGCUAUUUGCCAAGGCAGUAUAUACAUCAACAAUUGCCUUUUCGACGUUCCAGACUCCUGAAUGGAUAGAGUUCUUUAAAGCUCUUGACUUUAAGGUUCCUAAUCCUAAAAAGCUAGCUAAUAAGCUCUUGAAUCACUACUACGACCAGGUUAAGGAGGAAGUUCAGGAGGAAUUAACCAAGGACCGGGUAGAGAAGUGGUCAUCCUUUGCUACGGAUACUUGCGAUACUCAGCGCUCACUUUGGGCCUGUAUCCACUCCACCCCAGGGCUGGAACACGUCCACUCAGUCCCUUGUGAUUCUCACGGCUUACAGCUUAUUAUCAAGGAUCUCCUUGAUCUAAACAAAGACGGCAAUAAGGAGGUUAUCCCUUCAGCUCUCCGUGACUUUUUCAAGCUUCUUGCUAAGGUUAUAGCUUUCUUUGCUAGCUCAGGGAAGCAAUUGGCUUUGUUCCGCGACAUCCAAAGGUCAAAUACUAGUAAGGUCAAAGCCCUUAUUGCAACAGUUCUAACGCGAUGGGGGACUCAGGUCCGGCAGAUCAAGAGCAUCCUCGACAACGAAUUAGCACUCAAAUCCUUUGCUAUCCAUCCCGACACUACAAAGACGAUUAAUCCUAUUAUCUAA
Molecule: messenger RNA, 783 nt
Organism: Venustampulla echinocandica
Lineage: Eukaryota; Fungi; Ascomycota; Leotiomycetes; Helotiales; Pleuroascaceae
Exons: 3
Coding region: 1-783 (260 amino acids)
Source: RefSeq, a predicted model, not a curated record